AUGGGCCAGGUGAGGGCUCCAAUGAUGCAAACAGGAGGCAGGAUGCUGUCUUCGGACUCCGGGGCUUCUGGAGGAGAAAACUGGCGAGACAAAGCGUCGGGUUUGACAUUCUUGGACCCAGGUCUGAAUGUACCUCAGUACCCUCAAGCCAGUGACCUAAAAUUGAGGAACCCUUCUGACAGAAGAGUGUGUUUCAAAGUGAAGACGACGGCACCACGUAGGUACUGUGUACGGCCAAACAGCGGAGUCAUCGACCCCGGAGCAACUGUCGUCAUUUCGGUUAUGCUUCAACCAUUUGAAUAUGACCCCAAUGAAAAAAGUAAGCAUAAAUUCAUGGUGCAGACAAUUUUCGCCCCACCAAAUGUUUCCGACAUGGACUCGUUGUGGAAAGACGCAAAACGCGAUGAGCUCAUGGAUUCCAAGCUGAGAUGUGUCUUUGAGAUGCCUUCUGAAAAUGAUAGAGUGAAUGAUGUUGAGGUGGCAAGAGCUGUCCCGGUGAUGAACUUGGCGAGAGCGGAGCCGACGUCGACCACAAGUCCCGCAGCUGUAGCAGCGGAUGAUGCCGAGGUAAAGAGAGUGCAAGAGAAGUGCAGGAGGCUGCAGGCCGAGGUCAACAAGCUGACGGAGGAGAACCGACAGUUAAAGGAUGACGUUAACAAACUCAGAAAAAUGCCUCGCUCAGACCACAUGACUGCAAACUCCACCAACCUCGUCGGCCGAGAACACACCAUCGCCUAUUUGCCCUCCCUGCUUGUUGUCUUAGCAGCGAUCUUCAUUGGCUUUUUCUCUGGAAAAUUCAUAUUGUAGACUGGGGGAAUGCAUGCCAGCCGUAUCUUCAAUUUUGGCUUCUGAAAAAAGUAAA
Molecule: messenger RNA, 862 nt
Organism: Nematolebias whitei (Rio pearlfish)
Lineage: Eukaryota; Metazoa; Chordata; Actinopteri; Cyprinodontiformes; Rivulidae
Product: vesicle-associated membrane protein-associated protein A-like
Exons: 2
Coding region: 1-807 (268 amino acids)
Biological process (GO): neuron projection development
Cellular component (GO): endoplasmic reticulum membrane; plasma membrane
Molecular function (GO): FFAT motif binding
Source: RefSeq, a predicted model, not a curated record